This is a messenger RNA of Gasterosteus aculeatus aculeatus (three-spined stickleback), 2641 nucleotides long. RefSeq names its product RNA guanylyltransferase and 5'-phosphatase (gene rngtt). The record is from RefSeq and is a predicted model, not a curated record. Gene Ontology annotation, biological process: 7-methylguanosine mRNA capping; protein dephosphorylation. NCBI's taxonomy places the organism in Eukaryota, Metazoa, Chordata, Actinopteri, Perciformes, Gasterosteidae. Gene Ontology annotation, molecular function: mRNA guanylyltransferase activity; mRNA 5'-triphosphate monophosphatase activity; ATP binding.
CAGGUGGCAGUGUGGCACGUGAUGCCGUUUGAACUACAGCCAUUAGUCAGUAGUAGAAGGCUCGUCGGGUGACUGGAGUGACGUUAUGCUAGCUAAUUGCUAACUAUCUGGAUUUCAGCAGAAUUCGCCGGAAAAUGUCAUCGUUUUGGGCAUGCUAGUCAGCCGCGAGUCGCAAUAACCUAUGUUUCGUGUAAUUACCUGGCGGCCCGUCAUAGAGUUGACUGCAGGCGGGAACUUGUUGGAUGAUUCUCCUGACUUAGCGCCUGAAGGGCCCUCAGUCCGCGGUGCUCGGGUGACCGACAACCGGGGAUCACCGCCUUUUGAGUGCGAGAGAGCUUCCAAGUUUUACUGAUAACCAGCGACUUGGUGCACCAAAAGCCUCUUCUGAACAUGUCCCACACCGGACCCCCUCCUCGAUGGCGGAACUGUCCCAGAAGAGGACAACCUGUAGCAGGUAAAUUCCUGCCAAUGAAAACAAUGCUGGGUCCCAGAUAUGAUGAUCAAGUUCAAGAGGAGAACAGGUUUCACCCGAGCAUGCUGUUUAACUAUUUAAAAAGUCUAAAAGUGAAAAUGGGUUUGCUGGUGGAUUUGACGAAUACCACACGUUUCUAUGACCGGAAUGAUAUUGAAAAAGACGGCAUAAAAUACGUGAAGCUACCGUGUAAAGGCCACGGGGAAUGCCCUUCAAAAGAUGUGACUGCAAAGUUCAUCAGGCUCUGUGAACACUUCAUCGAGAAGAAUCCUGAAGAAUUGAUAGGAGUUCAUUGCACGCACGGCUUCAACCGGACGGGCUUUCUGAUGUGUGCUUACCUGGUGGAGAAGAUGGACUGGAGCAUCGAAGCAGCUGUGGCUGCCUUCACCCAGGCCCGGGCCCCGGGGAUCUACAAGGGCGAGUACCUCAAAGAGCUUUUCCGUCGCUACGGCGAGGGGGAGGACCCGCCCCCCGCUCCCGAGCUCCCCGAGUGGUGCUUCGAUGACGACGACGAUGGCGGGGAAGUGGACGACGACGGCAACUCCGUUGGCCAGGAGUCGGGCCCCAGCUCCUCCGGGUCAGUGGCCGGCAAACGAAAGAAAGAGAAGCUAAAACUGGAUGCAGUAUUCCUGGAGGGCAUCACGGUGAAAGGCGUCUCACAGGUCACCACACAACCCAAACUAGGAGAAAUCCAAAAAAUGUGUCAGAGGAUGGCAGAGUGGGAGAGGUCUGGUUUUCCUGGUGCUCAGCCCGUCUCCAUGGACAGACAAAAUCUUCGCUUCCUGGAGCAGAAUCCAUACAAAGUCAGCUGGAAAGCCGACGGCACACGGUACAUGAUGUUGAUCAACGGGAAAAAUGAAGUGUUCAUGGUCGACCGAGACAACACCAUCUUCCACAUAGCGAACCUCGAGUUCCCUUUCCGGAAGGAACCGCGGGUCCACUUAGCUAAUACUCUACUGGACGGGGAGAUGAUCGUCGACAAGGUGAAUGGUCAGCCCGUCCCCCGCUAUUUGAUAUACGACAUCAUCAAAUUCAAUGGACAGCCUGUCGGCCAGUGCGAUUUCAACAUCCGGCUGUUAUGCAUAGAAAAAGAGAUCAUUUCACCCCGGAUGGAGAAGAUGAAGACUGGACAGAUUGACAAAACCAAGGAGCCCUUCAGUGUCCGAAAUAAACCCUUCUUUGACAUUCAUGCAUCACGGAAGCUUUUGGAAGGCAGCUUCACGUCCCAGGUCAGUCACGAAGUGGACGGCCUUAUCUUCCAGCCGUGCGGGAGAUACAAGGCCGGGAGGUGUGAUGAAAUCCUCAAGUGGAAGCCGCCCAAUCUCAACUCUGUGGACUUUCGCCUCAACAUCGCCAAAGUGGGAGGAGAAGGGCUGCUGCCAGAGACCGUCGGCUUGCUCUACGUCGGAAGCUAUGACAGGCCCUUUGCAAAGAUGAAGGCCACGAAGGAGCUGAAACAGUACGACAACAAGAUAAUCGAGUGCACCUUCGCCAACAACACCUGGGUGUUCAUGAGGCAACGGGUGGACAAGAGCUUCCCAAACUCCUACGAAACGGCCAUGGCUGUGUGUAAGAGCAUCCAGGAGCCCGUCACCAAGGACAUCCUCUUGGAGUACGUGGACCGCUGUGCCCAAGGAGUCCAAGCACAGAACCGGAAACACCCACCAGACCCGGACUCCGAGCUAAUGCCCCCUCCCCCUCCAAAGAGACCCAACCGGGCCGUCCCUUAGCCCACAGCUCCCCGGACUGCUCUGCAGUCACAGUGUGCAUCUACAUCACCAGCCACGUUGACCCCCCCCGACCCAACCCCGACCCCCGCCCCCUCCUCCCUACAGAAAACAGACAUUUGAAGGCGUUCUCACCCUCAGCAAAUUUGUUUUAUCAGCCUGUACAUGCAAGGACUUUGGAGACCUUUGAAUGACUGCCUCAACUUCAUUAAUUUACCUUGUAGACUUGUUUGUAGCUUGACUUGCUGGUGUUCUUAUUAAAAUGAAAAACAUGAUACUUAGUUUAUUUAUUUUUAUCUUAUUUAUCUUGCUUGAAGUCUGAGCCAUUUAUCUACAGGGGACAUUGUCAGCAACACAACACCUGACAAAGCAGACCAUGUGCAUACUUUGCCAACUAGUCCCUUAUUUGUAUUGAAGGAAGAGUAAACAUCAUUAACACUCA